Molecule: messenger RNA, 260 nt
Organism: Dentiscutata heterogama
Lineage: Eukaryota; Fungi; Glomeromycota; Glomeromycetes; Diversisporales; Gigasporaceae
Source: the annotation of a GenBank genome assembly
GAAGAAUAUCCGCCAAUUCUUUCUAACAUUGGAAUGGGAAGUUUGUUACUUAAUUACUAUCGUAAAACAGACCCGUAUGACACUUAUGUUCCUGAGCUCAGCGUAGGUGAUCCGGUAAUACUUGAUAUGAUGGAUGAGUCGCCUUUUAUGAAUUUUGGGGACGUUGAGCGAGGACAAGUUAUACCUUCAUUAUUUAAUAAUUUGAUUAGAGCUCCAUUAUUUAGCCAUGAUGCCAAAGACACUGACUUCUUGGUCAUUAG